AUGCCUCCUAGGCCAGACACCAUCACCGUCCAUACCUCGCUCCUCUUCGACCCUCAACGCAAAUGCUGGCUCCCCAAUGUCUCUAUCCAAGUCAACCCUCAAACCGGCGCCAUUGUCCGCCUCCAUCACCGCAACAAUGCCGACUUCCUUUCCCCCCUUGACCCAAACGACAUUGACCUCCGCGGCAAAUUCGUGCUCCCGGGCUUCGUCGACUCUCACACCCACAUCUUUCUACAUUCGGACAAAGAACGCCCCCACUCGCAGCAAAUGCGCGAUCAAUCCCCGGUCGAGCGCACUGUCCGCGCGACCAACCACGCCCGAGCUGCGCUGCUGGCGGGGUACACGACCUACCGCGACCUGGGCACCGAGGCGCUGGGCAACGCGGAUGCCAACUUCCGGGAUUGUAUCAACAGGGGCAUCAUCCCGGGUCCCCGCAUGUUUGUCGCCACCGACGCUCUGGCGAGCAGUGGCGGGUAUGAGAUCCGGACGGAGAACAAGCUCGCCAGCGGGUCGAACCUGGGGUUGAGCGUGCCGCGGGCUGCGGAUACCGCGGACGGCGUGGUGGGAGUGAGGGCUGCCGUGAGGCGGCGGGUCGGGGAGGGGGCGGAUGUGAUCAAGUUCUACGGGGAUUACAGGAGGCGGACGAUGAGGUUCCCUCCUGACGUGCCUGGGCCCGGCGGGAGGAUAUUGUUCCCGCCGGAGAGGAGGAACCCGGCCGUGUUGCUGUUCACGCAGGAGGAGAUGGAUGCGAUCGUCGCGGAGGCGAGGAUGGCACGUGUGCCGGUUGCUGCGCAUACGGGUGAGACCAGGACAGCACUGAUGGCCGCGCGGGCCGGGGUCACGAGCGUGGAGCAUGUCUUCGAGGAUUCGGAGGGUGUCAUGGAGGAGAUGUUCGAGGAGAUGACGCGGCAAGGGACCAUCUGGGUGCCUACGCUGAUGACGGCCGAGGCGUAUUACGCGGGGCAGGACAUAUUCCGCUGGUGCAAAAUGGCAGUGAAAAGGGCGUUUGAUCGGGGCGUGAGGCUAGCUGCGGGCGGUGACACAGGGGUGGCCAACCAUGGGUUGAACGUCAGGGAGAUGGAGAUCAUGCUCGAAGCGGGGAUCCCGGUGGAAGACGUCCUGGUGGCAGGCACGCUCACCGGGUGGCACGCUUGCGGCGGGGAUGCCUGUGGCUUCAGGUUCGGAUGGUGGGACGAGGGCAAUCGGGCGGACAUCAUCGCACUGGACGCGGACCCACGCAAAGACGAGAGAGCGUUGCGACAGGUCAGCUUUGUGAUGAAGGAUGGCCGGGUGUGGAAGCGUAACGGGCUGCCGGUGGACAUGAUCGCCGCGACGCAGUGGCCGGAAGACGACGGCAACACCAGCGAGGACUCCUCGGAUCCGACGGACUUCGUGCCCGAGUUUACAGUCGAAGCAUGCUGCCCUGGCAAGUCUGUUUGA
Chaetomium strumarium is the source of this 1440-nucleotide messenger RNA. RefSeq lists its product as uncharacterized. The record is from RefSeq and is a predicted model, not a curated record. Gene Ontology annotation, molecular function: hydrolase activity, acting on carbon-nitrogen (but not peptide) bonds. Lineage: Eukaryota; Fungi; Ascomycota; Sordariomycetes; Sordariales; Chaetomiaceae. Bases 1 to 1440 code for a protein of 479 amino acids. The transcript has 4 exons.